CCAUGGGAAUCUGCUAGGGCCCUGACUAGGGUUUUCACUUCCGUCGAAAACGCCACAUUUAAGACAGACACUUCUGUCCUUAAGACUGGGGAGGAUAUGGUUGCAGCCUCCCCGGCAACCACGCCAGCCUUUGCCAGUGUGCCAGUUACAGAGGAAGUAAUUGAGAAAUCGGAAGAGAAGCUCCCGAAUGCUACUUUGAAGGAGAACUGUGCAGAUGGAGAUUCAAUCAAUUGCUCAGAUCCUAGGGUUUUGUUCGCCAUUCAGAGGUUCAACGUGAGGAGAUUCAAGUCGCUUGCGUUUUUCGAUUACCAAACUCCUGUUAAUGGGUCUCAGCCAGACGAAUGUGAUGUGGCCUGGAGGUUUAGGAACAAGAGAGAGAAGUCAUGGAGGAAGUAUAGGGAUUUUCGGAGGUUUAAAAUCGGAUUUACUAGCGACUGUAGUCACAGAGUUGUUCGAGCAGGGAAAUGGCAUUCAGGGGUAAAGGCUCGUCCUCCGAGGAUUCAAGGUAAUAACGGGAAUGCCACUAGACAUGGCUCAAAACCAAAAAUCUCUCCCCCUAUCCAGGAUGAUGAGAUCAAUGAUACAAUCCCAGUCAUGGGGUCAGAUCUGGCUUUCAGGAACGGGAAAUAUUUGUACUAUUCUCGUGGCGAUGACUAUUGUAAAGGGAUGAAUCAGUUUCUAUGGAGCUUUCUGUGUGCUCUGGGUGAGGCCCAGUACUUGAAUCGGACGUUCGUGAUGGAUCUGAGGAUCUGUCUGGCGUCCACUUACACUCAGAGCAACAAGGACGAGGAAGGGAAAGACUUUAGGUUCUACUUUGAUUUUGAGCACUUAAAAGAGGAGGCCAGGAUCGUGGAUGAAGUAGAUUUCCUCAAAGAUUGGAAGAGAUGGGACAAGAUGCACAAUAAGAAGAUCCCUGUGAGAAAGGUUGCUGGCUAUAGUGUCACGCCCAUGCAGCUUAGAAGGGAUAAUAAAACCACAAUAAUAUGGAGAAAAUUUGAUGGCCCGGAGCCUGAAAACUAUUGGUAUCGUGUCUGUGAAGGUCCAUCUGCAAAGUACAUUCAGAGGCCCUGGCAUGCUCUGUGGAAAUCAAAGAGAUUGAUGAACAUAGUCACUGCAAUCAGUGCGAGUAUGGAUUGGGACUUUGACGCUGCACAUGUGGUCAGGGGUUACAAAGCAGAGAAUAAGGAGUUAUGGCCCCAUUUGGACGCUGAUACAUCUCCUGAUACCCUGGUUGAGAAGAUUCAAAAAAUGGUCGUGCCGGGAAGAAAUCUAUAUAUUGCCACGAACGAGCCAUUCUACAAUUACUUUGAUAAGUUGAGACCUCACUUCAAGCUUCACUUGCUUGAUGAUUACCAGUAUUUGUGGAGUAACACAAGUGAAUGGUACAAUGAGACAACACUUCUGAAUGGUGGCCGCCCUGUUGAAUUCGAUGGGUACAUGAGGGUCGAAGUAGACACCGAGGUUCUUUAUAGAGCCAAGACAAAGGUGGAGACAUUCUACAAUCUCACCAAAGAUUGCAAGGAUGGGAUCAACACGUGCUAGGCUGGCUGCAGAUCUUAUGUCAAUUCAUUCAUGUACCAUUUUACAAUUUUUUUCCCCAUCUCAAGAGUGAAAUGUUAUGAAACAUAAAUUUGAUAAAAGAUGUUAUGACAUGGCUUUUACAUCAUUCAUAUUGAUUGUAACAUAUUUUGCUUUCUUUCUUAACCCUUAUUCACUACUACAUGAUUGACAUUUAACAGUGUACUUAAGAGGCACGCUCCAUUUAUUAUUUUUAAUCUAAUGAUGUCUGUUCAACCAUAUGCGCUUUCUUAAGCCUAAACCCAGCGGUUAAUCUCUGCUUCAGCUCUCGAUCUUCAACUCUCUCUUGUUCUGCAUGAAUCCCACUGCCGGGCAGGCUCUGGUGUUAGGGCAGACACAGAGUGGAAGCAAACGCAGGCUACUCCCUGGAGUUGAAAAGUUAAUUAUAGUUUCAAUUGAUCAGCCUGUUCACCGUCAACCAUCUGCAAUUUGUUUCCAUCUGCUGAGUAAGUUGUUCUCCACUGUAAUCUGUUCUCAUUUGUGAAGCAGAUUGUUCAAUUUGCUUUAAAUACAUAUUUACACUAAGAGAGGUUUUAGUUUCCACAUUCAAAAUGCGGUGAUUCUGCUGCUUUUAAAUUAUAUGAUUCUGAAAAGUGAAAAUCAAGUUAUGAUUUUAAGAGGAAAAAAAAACCACCUAAUAAUUUAUGCUCUAAUUG
Cuscuta campestris is the source of this 2234-nucleotide messenger RNA. The record is from the annotation of a GenBank genome assembly. NCBI's taxonomy places the organism in Eukaryota, Viridiplantae, Streptophyta, Magnoliopsida, Solanales, Convolvulaceae.